Messenger RNA from Knipowitschia caucasica, 12858 nucleotides. NCBI's taxonomy places the organism in Eukaryota, Metazoa, Chordata, Actinopteri, Gobiiformes, Gobiidae. The record is from the annotation of a GenBank genome assembly.
AUGAAGACAGCACUGCCGCUGCUGCUGUCGCUGGCCUUAACUCUCUACAACUCCUCCAACCACAACAACUACAGCUCCUCCAACCACAACAACUACAGCUCCUCCAACCACAACAACCACAGCUCCUCCAACCACAACAACCACAGCUCCAACCACGACAACUACAGCUCCUCCAACCACGACAACUACAGCUCCUCCAACCACGACAACUACAGCUCCUCCACCCACUACAACUACAGCUCCUCCAACCACAACAACAACAGCUCCUCUAACCACAACAACUACAGCUCCUCCAACCACGACAACUACAGCUCCUCCAACCACUACAACUACAGCUCCUCCAACCACAACAACUACAGCUCCUCCAACCAUGACAACAACAGCUCCUCCAACCACAACAACUACAGAUCCUCCAACCACGACAACAACAGCUCCUCAAACCACGACAACUACAGCUCCUCCAACCACAACCACUACAACAGCUCCUCCAACCACGACAACAGCUCCUCCAACAACUACAACUACAGCUCCUCCAACCACAACGACCACAGCUCCAACCACGACAACAACAGCUCCUCCAACCACGACAACUACAGCUCCUCCAACCACGACAACUACAGCUCCUCCAACCACAACAACUACAGCUCCUCCAACCACAACAACUACAGCCCCUCAAACCACGAAAACAACAGUUCUCCCAACCACAACAACUACAGCUCCUCCAACCACUACAACUACAGCUCCUCCAACCACAACAACUACAGCCCCUCCAACCACGAAAACUACAGCUCCGCCAACCACGACAACUACAGCUCCUCCAACCACUACAACUACAGCUCCUCCAACCACGACAACAGCUCCUCCAACAACUACAGCUCCUCCAACCACAACAACUACAGCCCCUCCAACCACAACAACUACAGCUCCUCCAACCACGACAACAACAGCUCCUCCAACCACUACAACCACAAUUCCUCCAACCACGACAACUACAGCCCCUCCAACCACGACAACAACAGCUCUCCCAACCACAACUACAGCCCCUCCAACCACGACAACCACAGCUCCGCCAACCACGACAACUACAGCUCCUCCAACCACUACAACUACAGCUCCUCCAACCACGACAACAGCUCCUCCAACAACUACAGCUCCUCCAACCACAACAACUACAGCCCCUCCAACCACAACAACUACAGCUCCUCCAACCACGACAACUACAGCUCCUCCAACAACUACAACUACAGCUCCUCCAACCACAACGACCACAGCUCCAACCACGACAACUACAGCUAUUCCAACCACAACAACUACAGCUCCUCCAACCACAACAACUACAGCCCCUCCAACCAAAACAACAACAGCUCCUCUAACCACAACAACUACAGCUCCUCAAACCACAACAACUACAGCUCCUCCAACCACUACAACUACAGCUCCUCCAACCACAACAACUACAGCCCCUCCAACCACAACAACUACAGCUCCUCCAACCACGACAACUACAGCUCCUCCAACCACGACAACUACAGCUCCUCCAACCACAACAACAACAGCUCCUCUAACCACAACAACUACAGCUACUCCAACCACAACAACUACAGCUCCUCCAACCACUACAACUACAGCUCCUCCAACCACAACAACUACAGCCCCUCCAACCACGAAAACUACAGCUCCUCCAACCACGACAACUACAGCUCCUCCAACCACUACAACUACAGCUCCUCCAACCACAACAACUACAGCUCCUCCAACCAUGACAACAACAGCUCCUCCAACCACAACAACUACAGAUCCUCCAACCACGACAACAACAGCUCCUCAAACCACGACAACUACAGCUCCUCCAACCACAACCACUACAACAGCUCCUCCAACCACGACAACAGCUCCUCCAACAACUACAACUACAGCUCCUCCAACCACAACGACCACAGCUCCAACCACGACAACAACAGCUCCUCCAACCACGACAACUACAGCUCCUCCAACCACGACAACUACAGCUCCUCCAACCACAACAACUACAGCUCCUCCAACCACAACAACCACAGCUCCUCCAACCACGACAACUACAGCUCCUCCAAGCACAACAACAACAGCUCCUCUAACCACAACAACUACAGCUCCUCAAACCACAACAACUACAGCUCCUCCAACCACAACAACCACAGCUCCUCCAACCACGACAACUACAGAUCCUCCAACCACGACAACAACAGCUCUUCCAACCACUACAACCACAAUUCCUCCAACCACGACAACAACAGCUCCGCCAACCACGACAACUACAGCUCCUCCAACCACUACAACUACAGCUCCUCCAACCACGACAACAGCUCCAACCACGACAACAACAGCUCCUCCAACCACGACAACUACAGCUCCUCCAACCACAACAACCACAGCUCCUCCCACCACAACAACUACAGCCCCUCCAACCACAACAACAACAGCUCCUCCAACCACGACAACUACAGCUCCUCCAACCACGACAACUACAGCUCCUCCAACCACAACAACAACAGCUCCUCUAACCACAACAACUACAGCUCCUCAAACCACAACAACUACAGCUCCUCCAACCACUACAACUACAGCUCCUCCAACCACGACAACAGCUCCUCCAACCACGACAACUACAGCUCCUCAAACCACAACAACUACAGCUCCUCCAACCACUACAACUACAGCUCCUCCAACCACAACAACUACAGCUCCUCCAACCACUACAACUACAGCUCCUCCAACCACGACAACUACAGCUCCUCCAACCACGACAACAGCUCCUCCAACGACUACAACUACAGCUCCUCCAACCACAACAACUACAGCUCCUCCAACCAUGACAACUACAGCUCCUCCAACCACAACAACCACAGCUCCUCCAACCACAACAACUACAGAUCCUCCAACCACGACAACAACAGCUCCUCAAACCACGACAACUACAGCUCCUCCAACCACGACAACUACAGCUCCUCCAACCACAACAACAACAGCUCCUCUAACCACAACAACUACAGCUCCUCAAACCACAACAACUACAGCUACUCCAACCACAACAACUACAGCUCCUCCAACCACUACAACUACAGCUCCUCCAACCACAACAACUACAGCCCCUCCAACCACGAAAACUACAGCUCCUCCAACCACUACAACUACAGCUCCUCCAACCACUACAACUACAGCUCCUCCAACCACGACAACAGCUCCUCCAACGACUACAACUACAGCUCCUCCAACCACAACGACCACAGCUCCAACCACGACAACAACAGCUCCUCCAACCACGACAACUACAGCUCCUCCAACCACAACAACUACAGCUCCUCCAACCACAACAACCACAGCUCCUCCAACCACGACAACUACAGCUCCUCCAACCACAACAACAACAGCUCCUCUAACCACAAAAACUACAGCUCCUCAAACCACAACAACUAUAGCUCCUCCAACCACAACAACCACAGCUCCUCCAACCACGACAACUACAGAUCCUCCAACCACGACAACAACAGCUCCUCCAACCACUACAACCACAAUUCCUCCAACCACGACAACUACAGCUCCUCCAACCACAACGACCACAGCUCCAACCACGACAACAACAGCUCCUCCAACCACGACAACUACAGCUCCUCCAACCACGACAACUACAGCUCCUCCAACCACAACAACUACAGCUCCUCCAACCACAACAACUACAGCCCCUCAAACCACGAAAACAACACCCCUCCAACCACGAAAACUACAGCUCCGCCAACCACGACAACUACAGCUCCUCCAACCACUACAACUACAGCUCCUCCAACCACGACAACAGCUCCUCCAACAACUACAGCUCCUCCAACCACAACAACUACAGCCCCUCCAACCACAACAACUACAGCUCCUCCAACCACGACAACAACAGCUCCUCCAACCACUACAACCACAAUUCCUCCAACCACGACAACUACAGCCCCUCCAACCACGACAACAACAGCUCUCCCAACCACAACUACAGCCCCUCCAACCACGACAACCACAGCUCCGCCAACCACGACAACUACAGCUCCUCCAACCACUACAACUACAGCUCCUCCAACCACGACAACAGCUCCUCCAACAACUACAGCUCCUCCAACCACAACAACUACAGCCCCUCCAACCACAACAACUACAGCUCCUCCAACCACGACAACUACAGCUCCUCCAACAACUACAACUACAGCUCCUCCAACCACAACGACCACAGCUCCAACCACGACAACUACAGCUAUUCCAACCACAACAACUACAGCUCCUCCAACCACAACAACUACAGCCCCUCCAACCAAAACAACAACAGCUCCUCUAACCACAACAACUACAGCUCCUCAAACCACAACAACUACAGCUCCUCCAACCACUACAACUACAGCUCCUCCAACCACAACAACUACAGCCCCUCCAACCACAACAACUACAGCUCCUCCAACCACGACAACUACAGCUCCUCCAACCACGACAACUACAGCUCCUCCAACCACAACAACAACAGCUCCUCUAACCACAACAACUACAGCUACUCCAACCACAACAACUACAGCUCCUCCAACCACUACAACUACAGCUCCUCCAACCACAACAACUACAGCCCCUCCAACCACGAAAACUACAGCUCCUCCAACCACGACAACUACAGCUCCUCCAACCACUACAACUACAGCUCCUCCAACCACAACAACUACAGCUCCUCCAACCAUGACAACAACAGCUCCUCCAACCACAACAACUACAGAUCCUCCAACCACGACAACAACAGCUCCUCAAACCACGACAACUACAGCUCCUCCAACCACAACCACUACAACAGCUCCUCCAACCACGACAACAGCUCCUCCAACAACUACAACUACAGCUCCUCCAACCACAACGACCACAGCUCCAACCACGACAACAACAGCUCCUCCAACCACGACAACUACAGCUCCUCCAACCACGACAACUACAGCUCCUCCAACCACAACAACUACAGCUCCUCCAACCACAACAACCACAGCUCCUCCAACCACGACAACUACAGCUCCUCCAAGCACAACAACAACAGCUCCUCUAACCACAACAACUACAGCUCCUCAAACCACAACAACUACAGCUCCUCCAACCACAACAACCACAGCUCCUCCAACCACGACAACUACAGAUCCUCCAACCACGACAACAACAGCUCUUCCAACCACUACAACCACAAUUCCUCCAACCACGACAACAACAGCUCCGCCAACCACGACAACUACAGCUCCUCCAACCACUACAACUACAGCUCCUCCAACCACGACAACAGCUCCAACCACGACAACAACAGCUCCUCCAACCACGACAACUACAGCUCCUCCAACCACAACAACCACAGCUCCUCCCACCACAACAACUACAGCCCCUCCAACCACAACAACAACAGCUCCUCCAACCACGACAACUACAGCUCCUCCAACCACGACAACUACAGCUCCUCCAACCACAACAACAACAGCUCCUCUAACCACAACAACUACAGCUCCUCAAACCACAACAACUACAGCUCCUCCAACCACUACAACUACAGCUCCUCCAACCACGACAACAGCUCCUCCAACCACGACAACUACAGCUCCUCAAACCACAACAACUACAGCUCCUCCAACCACUACAACUACAGCUCCUCCAACCACAACAACUACAGCUCCUCCAACCACUACAACUACAGCUCCUCCAACCACGACAACUACAGCUCCUCCAACCACGACAACAGCUCCUCCAACGACUACAACUACAGCUCCUCCAACCACAACAACUACAGCUCCUCCAACCAUGACAACUACAGCUCCUCCAACCACAACAACCACAGCUCCUCCAACCACAACAACUACAGAUCCUCCAACCACGACAACAACAGCUCCUCAAACCACGACAACUACAGCUCCUCCAACCACGACAACUACAGCUCCUCCAACCACGACAACUACAGCUCCUCCAACCACAACAACUACAGCUCCUCCAACCACAACAACCACAGCUCCUCCAACCACGACAACUACAGCUCCUCCAAGCACAACAACAACAGCUCCUCUAACCACAACAACUACAGCUCCUCAAACCACAACAACUACAGCUCCUCCAACCACAACAACCACAGCUCCUCCAACCACGACAACUACAGAUCCUCCAACCACGACAACAACAGCUCUUCCAACCACUACAACCACAAUUCCUCCAACCACGACAACAACAGCUCCGCCAACCACGACAACUACAGCUCCUCCAACCACUACAACUACAGCUCCUCCAACCACGACAACAGCUCCAACCACGACAACAACAGCUCCUCCAACCACGACAACUACAGCUCCUCCAACCACAACAACCACAGCUCCUCCCACCACAACAACUACAGCCCCUCCAACCACAACAACAACAGCUCCUCCAACCACGACAACUACAGCUCCUCCAACCACGACAACUACAGCUCCUCCAACCACAACAACAACAGCUCCUCUAACCACAACAACUACAGCUCCUCAAACCACAACAACUACAGCUCCUCCAACCACUACAACUACAGCUCCUCCAACCACGACAACAGCUCCUCCAACCACGACAACUACAGCUCCUCAAACCACAACAACUACAGCUCCUCCAACCACUACAACUACAGCUCCUCCAACCACAACAACUACAGCUCCUCCAACCACUACAACUACAGCUCCUCCAACCACGACAACUACAGCUCCUCCAACCACGACAACAGCUCCUCCAACGACUACAACUACAGCUCCUCCAACCACAACAACUACAGCUCCUCCAACCAUGACAACUACAGCUCCUCCAACCACAACAACCACAGCUCCUCCAACCACAACAACUACAGAUCCUCCAACCACGACAACAACAGCUCCUCAAACCACGACAACUACAGCUCCUCCAACCACGACAACUACAGCUCCUCCAACCACAACAACAACAGCUCCUCUAACCACAACAACUACAGCUCCUCAAACCACAACAACUACAGCUACUCCAACCCACAACAACUACAGCUCCUCCAACCACUACAACUACAGCUCCUCCAACCACAACAACUACAGCCCCUCCAACCACGAAAACUACAGCUCCUCCAACCACUACAACUACAGCUCCUCCAACCACUACAACUACAGCUCCUCCAACCACGACAACAGCUCCUCCAACGACUACAACUACAGCUCCUCCAACCACAACGACCACAGCUCCAACCACGACAACAACAGCUCCUCCAACCACGACAACUACAGCUCCUCCAACCACAACAACUACAGCUCCUCCAACCACAACAACCACAGCUCCUCCAACCACGACAACUACAGCUCCUCCAACCACAACAACAACAGCUCCUCUAACCACAAAAACUACAGCUCCUCAAACCACAACAACUAUAGCUCCUCCAACCACAACAACCACAGCUCCUCCAACCACGACAACUACAGAUCCUCCAACCACGACAACAACAGCUCCUCCAACCACUACAACCACAAUUCCUCCAACCACGACAACUACAGCUCCUCCAACCACAACGACCACAGCUCCAACCACGACAACAACAGCUCCUCCAACCACGACAACUACAGCUCCUCCAACCACGACAACUACAGCUCCUCCAACCACAACAACUACAGCUCCUCCAACCACAACAACUACAGCCCCUCAAACCACGAAAACAACAGUUCUCCCAACCACAACAACUACAGCUCCUCCAACCACUACAACUACAGCUCCUCCAACCACAACAACUACAGCCCCUCCAACCACGAAAACUACAGCUCCGCCAACCACGACAACUACAGCUCCUCCAACCACUACAACUACAGCUCCUCCAACCACGACAACAGCUCCUCCAACAACUACAGCUCCUCCAACCACAACAACUACAGCCCCUCCAACCACAACAACUACAGCUCCUCCAACCACGACAACAACAGCUCCUCCAACCACUACAACCACAAUUCCUCCAACCACGACAACUACAGCCCCUCCAACCACGACAACAACAGCUCUCCCAACCACAACUACAGCCCCUCCAACCACGACAACCACAGCUCCGCCAACCACGACAACUACAGCUCCUCCAACCACUACAACUACAGCUCCUCCAACCACGACAACAGCUCCUCCAACAACUACAGCUCCUCCAACCACAACAACUACAGCCCCUCCAACCACAACAACUACAGCUCCUCCAACCACGACAACUACAGCUCCUCCAACAACUACAACUACAGCUCCUCCAACCACAACGACCACAGCUCCAACCACGACAACUACAGCUAUUCCAACCACAACAACUACAGCUCCUCCAACCACAACAACUACAGCCCCUCCAACCAAAACAACAACAGCUCCUCUAACCACAACAACUACAGCUCCUCAAACCACAACAACUACAGCUCCUCCAACCACUACAACUACAGCUCCUCCAACCACAACAACUACAGCCCCUCCAACCACAACAACUACAGCUCCUCCAACCACGACAACUACAGCUCCUCCAACCACGACAACUACAGCUCCUCCAACCACAACAACAACAGCUCCUCUAACCACAACAACUACAGCUACUCCAACCACAACAACUACAGCUCCUCCAACCACUACAACUACAGCUCCUCCAACCACAACAACUACAGCCCCUCCAACCACGAAAACUACAGCUCCUCCAACCACGACAACUACAGCUCCUCCAACCACUACAACUACAGCUCCUCCAACCACAACAACUACAGCUCCUCCAACCAUGACAACAACAGCUCCUCCAACCACAACAACUACAGAUCCUCCAACCACGACAACAACAGCUCCUCAAACCACGACAACUACAGCUCCUCCAACCACAACCACUACAACAGCUCCUCCAACCACGACAACAGCUCCUCCAACAACUACAACUACAGCUCCUCCAACCACAACGACCACAGCUCCAACCACGACAACAACAGCUCCUCCAACCACGACAACUACAGCUCCUCCAACCACGACAACUACAGCUCCUCCAACCACAACAACUACAGCUCCUCCAACCACAACAACCACAGCUCCUCCAACCACGACAACUACAGCUCCUCCAAGCACAACAACAACAGCUCCUCUAACCACAACAACUACAGCUCCUCAAACCACAACAACUACAGCUCCUCCAACCACAACAACCACAGCUCCUCCAACCACGACAACUACAGAUCCUCCAACCACGACAACAACAGCUCUUCCAACCACUACAACCACAAUUCCUCCAACCACGACAACAACAGCUCCGCCAACCACGACAACUACAGCUCCUCCAACCACUACAACUACAGCUCCUCCAACCACGACAACAGCUCCAACCACGACAACAACAGCUCCUCCAACCACGACAACUACAGCUCCUCCAACCACAACAACCACAGCUCCUCCCACCACAACAACUACAGCCCCUCCAACCACAACAACAACAGCUCCUCCAACCACGACAACUACAGCUCCUCCAACCACGACAACUACAGCUCCUCCAACCACAACAACAACAGCUCCUCUAACCACAACAACUACAGCUCCUCAAACCACAACAACUACAGCUCCUCCAACCACUACAACUACAGCUCCUCCAACCACGACAACAGCUCCUCCAACCACGACAACUACAGCUCCUCAAACCACAACAACUACAGCUCCUCCAACCACUACAACUACAGCUCCUCCAACCACAACAACUACAGCUCCUCCAACCACUACAACUACAGCUCCUCCAACCACGACAACUACAGCUCCUCCAACCACGACAACAGCUCCUCCAACGACUACAACUACAGCUCCUCCAACCACAACAACUACAGCUCCUCCAACCAUGACAACUACAGCUCCUCCAACCACAACAACCACAGCUCCUCCAACCACAACAACUACAGAUCCUCCAACCACGACAACAACAGCUCCUCAAACCACGACAACUACAGCUCCUCCAACCACGACAACUACAGCUCCUCCAACCACAACAACAACAGCUCCUCUAACCACAACAACUACAGCUCCUCAAACCACAACAACUACAGCUACUCCAACCACAACAACUACAGCUCCUCCAACCACUACAACUACAGCUCCUCCAACCACAACAACUACAGCCCCUCCAACCACGAAAACUACAGCUCCUCCAACCACUACAACUACAGCUCCUCCAACCACUACAACUACAGCUCCUCCAACCACGACAACAGCUCCUCCAACGACUACAACUACAGCUCCUCCAACCACAACGACCACAGCUCCAACCACGACAACAACAGCUCCUCCAACCACGACAACUACAGCUCCUCCAACCACAACAACUACAGCUCCUCCAACCACAACAACCACAGCUCCUCCAACCACGACAACUACAGCUCCUCCAACCACAACAACAACAGCUCCUCUAACCACAAAAACUACAGCUCCUCAAACCACAACAACUAUAGCUCCUCCAACCACAACAACCACAGCUCCUCCAACCACGACAACUACAGAUCCUCCAACCACGACAACAACAGCUCCUCCAACCACUACAACCACAAUUCCUCCAACCACGACAACUACAGCCCCUCCAACCACGACAACAACAGCUCUCCCAACCACAACUACAGCCCCUCCAACCACGACAACCACAGCUCCGCCAACCACGACAACUACAGCUCCUCCAACCACUACAACUACAGCUCCUCCAACCACGACAACAGCUCCUCCAACAACUACAGCUCCUUCAACCACAACAACUACAGCCCCUCCAACCACAACAACUACAGCUCCUCCAACCACGACAACUACAGAUCCUCCAACCACGACAACAACAGCUCCUCCAACCACUACAACCACAAUUCCUCCAACCACGACAACUACAGCCCCUCCAACCACGACAACAACAGCUCUCCCAACCACAACUACAGCCCCUCCAACCACGACAACCACAGCUCCGCCAACCACGACAACUACAGCUCCUCCAACCACUACAACUACAGCUCCUCCAACCACGACAACAGCUCCUCCAACAACUACAGCGCCUCCAACCACAACAACUACAGCCCCUCCAACCACAACAACUACAGCUCCUCCAACCACGACAACUACAGCUCCUCCAACAACUACAACUACAGCUCCUCCAACCACAACGACCACAGCUCCAACCACGACAACUACAGCUCCUCCAACCACAACAACUACAGCUCCUCCAACCACAACAACUACAGCCCCUCCAACCAAAACAACAACAGCUCCUCUAACCACAACAACUACAGCUCCUCAAACCACAACAACUACAGCUCCUCCAACCACUACAACUACAGCUCCUCCAACCACAACAACUACAGCCCCUCCAACCACAACAACUACAGCUCCUCCAACCACGACAACUACAGCUCCUCCAACCACGACAACUACAGCUCCUCCAACCACAACAACAACAGCUCCUCUAACCACAACAACUACAGCUCCUCAAACCACAACAACUACAGCUACUCCAACCACAACAACUACAGCUCCUCCAACCACUACAACUACAGCUCCUCCAACCACAACAACUACAGCCCCUCAAACCACGAAAACAACAGUUCUCCCAACCACAACAACUACAGCUCCUCCAACCACUACAACUACAGCUCCUCCAACCACAACAACUACAGCCCCUCCAACCACGAAAACUACAGCUCCUCCAACCACUACAACUACAGCUCCUCCAACCACAAUAACUACAGCCCCUCCAACCACGAAAACAACAGCUCUCCCAACCACAACUACAGCCCCUCCAACCACGACAACCACAGCUCCGCCAACCACUACAACUACAAUUCCUCCAACCACGACAACUACAGCUCCUCCAACCACAACAACUACAGCUCCUCCAACCACUACAACCACAAUUCCUCCAACCACUACAGCCCCUCCAACCACGACAACAACAGCUCUCCCAACCACAACUACAGCCCCUCCAACCACGACAAACACAGCUCCGCCAACCACGACAACUACAGCUCCUCCAACCACUACAACUACAGCUCCUCCAACCACGACAACAGCUCCUCCAACAACUACAACUACAGCUCCUCCAACCACAACGACCACAGCUCCAACCACGACAACAACAGCUCCUCCAACCACGACAACUACAGCUCCUCCAACCACAACAACUACAGCUCCUCCAACCACUACAACUACAGCUCCUCCAACCACAACAACUACAGCUCCUCCAACCACUACAACUACAGCUCCUCCAACCACAACAACAACAGCUCCUCUAACCACAACAACUACAGCUCCUCCAACCACUACAACUACAGCUCCUCCAACCACGACAACAGCUCCUCCAACGACUACAACUACAGCUCCUCCAACCACAACGACCACAGCUCCAACCACGACAACAACAGCUCCUCCAACCACGACAACUACAGCUCCUCCAACCACAACAACUACAGCUCCUCCAACCACAACAACCACAGCUCCUCCAACCACGACAACUACAGCUCCUCCAACCACAACAACAACAGCUCCUCUAACCACAACAACUACAGCUCCUCAAACCACAACAACUACAGCUCCUCCAACCACAACAACCACAGCUCCUCCAACCACGACAACUACAGAUCCUCCAACCACGACAACAACAGCUCCUCCAACCACUACAACCACAAUUCCUCCAACCACGACAACUACAGCCCCUCCAACCACGACAACAACAGCUCUCCCAACCACAACUACAGCCCCUCCAACCACGACAACCACAGCUCCGCCAACCACGACAACUACAGCUCCUCCAACCACUACAACUACAGCUCCUCCAACCACGACAACAGCUCCUCCAACAACUAA